GGCACAGGCAGCAGCAGUGAUGCCCAGCAGAGCCUGCAGUCCUUCUGGCCCCGCGUCAUGGAGGAGAUCCGCAACCUCACGGUGGUGAGUGCCUCAGUGGGUCACGUUGCUUCUAAAGAGCCCGUGGUGGGUUUCAGGAUGUCUACAGGUGAAAGUGUAGCUGCCUUCAGUGGUUGGAGCUAACAGAAGGUUGAGGGAUUUGAGAUUGUAACUCACGCUGUACUGUGCAGGCUGUUCUACUGCUUCUCAACUUCAGUAAUACAAAAUAAGUGAUGAGAGUUACUUCCAUGUAAGGGCACCCUUAUCAAAAUACGACUCUUAAUCCCCCCCCCUUCUCCAUUAUAAACUCAAACAUCUGGCUAUUGACAGGCAGUGGCAAUUUUGUGAAUGAAUUUUUGGUUUUCAUCUUCUGUAUAGAACAGUUAUGUUCUUUCAGAACCGCCUCCUUUGACAAGCCUGAAGACUUGAAAAUCACUUGAAUGCCAAGUGCAUCGUUAUCACGUGCCUUAUUAAUUUAAAGUCAUUUCAUUAAAAAAAAAAUCACAGAGAGGCUGAGAAUAGGAAUUGGACUAAGUAGCUUCUAUUUUUCCAUCCCCAGAAGAGAUGUGCCUGAGAACGAGGGCAUAUAAUAAAAAUGGCUUUUCUAGAGAGAUGGAGAGAUGACUGUGAUGCAGUAGUCCUGCAGGCACACUCCUGAGCUUGUAAUGCAAGUGAAAACAAAAGAGCUCUGGUUGGAGAAGGGCUGUUCAAAGUGAAAACCCCAAUCCAGUAGUUGGAAGAUAAGCUGCUUUUUUUCUGCCUGUGUGCAGAUAGUUGAUUGAAGAAACAGAUGUUGAAUUUUGUAUGCAUAAUCAGAAUUAAUUACUUUCUUCUUUUCCUGUGGUGAACUCUUGUGUUCAAGAGCUGUAGUUUGUCUUUGUCUCCACAUGAAAGGGGUUUAUUCCACAGCUUAUCAAGUAUGGGCAGCUUAAUUUUUAACUGCCACGUGAAGCUAUUUAUUGCAUGUCAAGGUAGGAAGUCACUGGAAAUUAACUGGAGACACUGGAGCAGAGAUAGCAAGGAAAAGGGUUAAGUGCAGAACAUUUGAAUGUGGCUGUUCCCAGCACAAUCAAAUCCUGAAAUUCAUGUGCAUAUUGUGCUGCCGUGCAUGUGGAUGGAAGUAACCUCGGAGCCCCUCUGUGUGUGCUGUGCUGUGCAGGUGAGAGCAGCUGUAAUGGAAGGCCUGCUUUGCACAGCUCUCUGCUUUGGGGCAUUUGCAACGUGCCACCACUAGCGGGAAUGCAGGGAAGAAAGAAGGGAGCUGCUCUGUGAGAGCUGGGAUCACUGGGCUGUUCUCUGUCCUGCCGUAGCAUUCUCUUGGAGAAGCAGGAAGCAGAAUUAGGCUGAAACGAGCAUUGCAGCUCCACAGUGAGCUAGAAGUGGCCUGAGAAAGCAUUGAGACCUAAUUUGGAAAAAAGAAAAGAUGAAGAAUUGGUGUCUACAGUUAGUUGUGCUGGGCAGUAGCCAGUAGUGGUCACGCUUCCCUUCACCAUGGUACUUGCGUAUUGAUUUUGAUUUAUGUGACAUUUGCCUGUCAGCCUUAAAGGAAUAAAGGCACUUUAAAUUGCUCUGGUUUCUCCCACUGUCUCUGUUCUCUGAAGGUUUUAAUAGCGUUACACCUUGUGCAGUGCACUUGUAGCUGCAAGUGUGUGCCUGCGCUCCUGCUGUUCUUGGAAGUGAAAUAAUUAACACCAUUAAGGGUUUCACAAAUUAGGAAUUUUGUCGUCAUCUUUCCUUGAGGCCCAAAGCUCAUGGGGCACUUUAAAAAGGAAUGAGCUUAACAAAAUAAACUCAAGGAAAUCUUUGGGAUAUUUUUUCAUGCCCUAGCAACCUCCCGACUUGUUUAUGUGAUGGUUACUGGUGGGAAGUGCCACCCUGCGUGUGUGUGCUCAGACGCAGCUCCUGCCUGCCUGCCCUCUCCCAGUGCUCCCAGUCCUUCCACACCAGGGCUCUGCCCUCCUGCUGCAGAAAGACUUCAGGGUUCAGGAGCUGCCCCUGGCUCGGAUUAAGAAGAUAAUGAAACUAGAUGAAGAUGUGAAGAUGAUUAGUGCUGAGGCUCCUGUGUUGUUCGCCAAGGCAGCUCAGAUAUUCAUAACAGAACUGACUUUGCGAGCCUGGAUCCACACAGAAGACAACAAGCGCAGGACUCUGCAGAGGAAUGACAUUGCCAUGGCAAUUACAAAGUUUGAUCAGUUUGACUUUCUUAUUGAUAUCGUCCCAAGAGAUGAACUGAAGCCUCCGAAGCGUCAGGAAGAGGUGCGUCAGGCUGUGACCCCGGCUGAACCCGUGCAGUAUUAUUUCACACUUGCUCAGCAGCCUGCUGCAGUGCAGGUCCAGGGGCAGCAGCAAGGACAGCAGACCACAACAUCUACAACCACCAUCCAGCCAGGGCAGAUCAUCAUCGCACAGCCGCAGCAGGGGCAGGUGGGAGAAGGCCAGCAGGUGCAGAUUGUGCAGGCCCAGCCACAAGGACAGAGCCAGCAGGCGCAGAGUGGGACCGGGCAGACCAUGCAAGUCAUGCAGCAGAUCAUCACCAACACGGGGGAGAUCCAGCAGAUCCCGGUUCAGUUGAAUGCUGGCCAGCUGCAGUAUAUCCGCUUAGCCCAACCUGUGUCAGGCACCCAGGUAGUCCAGGGGCAGAUCCAGACGCUUGCAACCAAUGCACAGCAGAUAACGCAGACAGAAGUCCAGCAAGGACAGCAGCAGUUCAGCCAGUUCACAGACGGACAGCAGCUCUACCAGAUCCAGCAAGUGACUAUGCCUGCAGGCCAGGACAUCACGCAGCCCAUGUUCAUCCAGUCCACCAACCAGAGCUCAGAUGGCCAAGCCACGCAGGUGACAGGGGACUGAGCAGAGUCACUCUGUGGGGAAACAAACACGUGCCAGCCCGACGUUCACCUUACCGACCUGGUCUGAGGAAUACAUUGCUUCUGUGUCUCUGUACUUGACAGUAAGCCUACAGUAGGCUGCAGUCUCUGGUGCACUAUACGCCUUCCUCUGGUGGGUAUGAGAGCAUAUCCAGCAGACACUGACAGGAAUGCAAGAUUUUUAUUUUUGGAAGUCAAUAUUUCAGUAUAUUCGGCUGCUUGUUCAAAGCCCCUGGAACUGAAAGAGAAUGGAUGGAAUUUGUAGCAUCUCAUUGAACAACGUGUAAAAGGUUCUUAUCGAGUGAAAUGAUUAAAGGGUACUGCGCCUGGUUUGUUGCAAGAGCUUUAUUCCUGGUACUCUGUUUGUGUUUCUCCCCGAAUAGAGCUAGAUUCAGUCCUACCAUCUCAGUGGUCUGUUACGGGUGGGAGGGGGGAGCGUGGAUGUGUGUUAGGUUGCCCUCUCCUGCCUCCUUUUUUGGUAAGCUGGAGCAUUGAAUAUAUGCAGCUAGGGGGCAGGGAGUAGGGGGAGAGUAAUUAAAGUGAAAACAAAAACAUUCCUUGUAUUAUGACUGUAUUUUCUAAAGGCAAAAUGAUUCCUGAACUUGACCCGGUUUGUUCCAGAGAUGCUAAUGGCAGUCUGGAUGAACCCCAGCCCCACUGUUCACUGUUGUACUGGCUUCGGUUGAUGCAUGUCACAUAAGCUUCCUCAAACGAAAUAAAUUCCCUUUGUAAGAUAA
Molecule: messenger RNA, 3643 nt
Organism: Gallus gallus (chicken)
Lineage: Eukaryota; Metazoa; Chordata; Aves; Galliformes; Phasianidae
Gene: NFYC
Product: nuclear transcription factor Y subunit gamma
Exons: 9
Coding region: 2056-2889 (277 amino acids)
Biological process (GO): regulation of DNA-templated transcription
Cellular component (GO): nucleus; CCAAT-binding factor complex
Molecular function (GO): DNA-binding transcription activator activity, RNA polymerase II-specific; protein heterodimerization activity; DNA binding
Source: RefSeq, a predicted model, not a curated record